CUGCGACGCGGUUCAUUCGUCAACGGGCAGUUGUACAACUUGGCUCGUGCUGUGCACCGCGCUCGUACAAAUCGUAGCAUAUUAAAUAAAACUUUGUCGUCCGUCGUCGUCAGACAGUCCUAUCUAGCUUACCUAGACGGGUUCCAUUCACUAAUUCAGAAACAGACGUCGUCGUGUGUUCAAUAAGAAGUAUACAUCGUCGUCGCGUGGAGGUCAGUCGCUCAGUGCUUAGUGCAAUCGAAGCGUUAAGUAGUUCAAGUGCUCGACCGAUCGAAGCGAAGCUUAAGCAGCAGUCAGCAUGUCGGAUAGUAAGUUUGUCAGUUUGGAGGAUACUUUGGAGCGGCACAUCCCACCGGAAGAGCUGCGGGAAGUGAAGAGGAUUCUGUACGGACGGGAAGAUGAUCACCCACUACAUUUCUCCGAGGAGGCCACCUCGCUGGCCAAGGAAGUCGGUGUUGAGCUGAAGGGUUACGUGUUCACCGCCCGUAAGGAAGAUCUCCGCCGGCCGCGGAUUGUCCGCGUGGGCCUCAUCCAAAACUCUGUCGACAUUCCAACCACCGCCCCGAUUCACGUCCAGCGCGAUGCCCUGCACGAAAAGGUUUCCAACAUCUUGCGGGUGGCGUCCGCCGCCGGGGUGAACGUCAUCUGCUUCCAGGAAGCUUGGACUAUGCCGUUCGCGUUCUGCACUCGGGAGAAAUUCCCAUGGUGCGAGUUUGCCGAGGAUGCCGAGAAUGGUCCAACGACCAAAUUGAUGAAGGAACUGGCCAAACAGUACAACAUGGUGAUCAUCUCGCCGAUCCUGGAGCGGGAUCCCAAUCACAACGACACCCUGUGGAACACGGCGGUGGUGAUUUCCAACAACGGAAACUACAUGGGAAAGCACCGUAAGAAUCACAUUCCUCGGGUGGGCGACUUCAACGAGUCGACCUACUACUACGAAGGCGAUACCGGUCAUCCGGUGUUCGAGACCCAGUUUGGACGGAUCGCUAUAAACAUCUGCUACGGACGGCAUCACCCGCAAAACUGGAUGAUGUUCGGCCAGAAUGGGGCGGAAAUUGUGUUCAACCCGUCGGCAACGAUUGGAGCCCUGAGCGAACCCCUCUGGAGCAUUGAAGCCCGUAACGCAGCCAUCGCCAACAGCUACUUCACGGUGGCCAUCAACCGCGUAGGAACCGAGGUGUUCCCCAAUGAGUUCACCUCCGCCAAUGGAAAACCGGCGCACAAGGACUUUGGGCCCUUCUACGGGUCGUCGUACGUGGCCGCUCCGGAUGGUUCCAGAACUCCGUCCCUGUCGCGCGAUAAGGACGGCCUUUUGGUGGCCGAAAUGGACCUGAACCUCUGCCGACAAGUGAAGGACUUCUGGGGCUUCCCGAUGACUCAGCGAUUACCGAUGUACGCAGAAAGUCUGGCCAAGGUCGUUCGAUCGGAUUACAAACCUCAGCUGAUAAGGGAAAAUUAACAAGCAUUGUAUUUUUUGUAUUUCAAAGAAUGUUUAUUUUAAUGAACUGGUUUCAAUGUAUAAUAAUGUUUA
Aedes albopictus (Asian tiger mosquito) is the source of this 1531-nucleotide messenger RNA. Its product is annotated as beta-ureidopropionase. Bases 299 to 1459 code for a protein of 386 amino acids. The record is from RefSeq and is a predicted model, not a curated record. The transcript has 4 exons. Gene Ontology annotation, molecular function: beta-ureidopropionase activity. Lineage: Eukaryota; Metazoa; Arthropoda; Insecta; Diptera; Culicidae.